UUGGAAGUUGGAAAACACUAUAACGUGAUUUAAACUUUUAAAGGUUAUUUUACAACGUUCUGUGUAAAAGGAUGUUUAAAACAUCUAAGAUUUUAUAUACUAAACAUGUAAUAAAGUCCAUUAGUGGGAUACAUUAAGAUAACAGUCUUCCCCUCACGUUAAAAGGGUAUUUUACAGCGUAAUACAACACGUGUUUGUAACUUCAGGAAUAAAACGUGAAUUUUGUACCUUACCUUAGUGUAUAAAGAUAAACAUAAAAAUAAUUUAAAAUGGAUAUUGUAAAUGAGAUCUUAGAAAAAGAACAAAAAAAAGCGGAAAAGUAUAAACCUAUCACUGUUGAAAAGCAUUUAGAGUUAGAACUAGAUGUCGGAACUCUGUUGGCUUUUGAUACAAAUGAUCUCGAUACCAAAUUGUUGAAAUCCGAUAGUCAAAGGGAUGCGUAUUUACAAUCUCUGGCCCGUGACAAUACUCAGCUGCUUCUUAAUAAAAUAUGGGAAUUGCCAACAGAGAGAAUUGAUGAAGCAAUUGUAGUUAAAUUACCACAGCCAACAACAGUUCUUCCACGAUCAAAACCAGUGCCGAAACCGAAACCUUUAACCAAAUGGCAAGAGUUUGCCAAGGCAAAAGGAAUUACUAAGCAAAAGAAAGACAAACUCAAAUGGGAUGAACAGUUACAGAAAUGGGUGCCACUCUAUGGUUUCAGAAAGGCAGCUGCUGAAAAAGAGAAAGAUUGGCUAAUAGAAGUUCCACAAAAUGUGGAUCCAAUGACUGAUAUGUAUGAAAAGAAAGCAAGUGAAAAGUCAGAGAAAGUUGCUAAAAAUGAAUUACAAAGGCUUAAGAAUAUUGCAAGGUCUAGGAAAGUCAAUAUUCCUAGGGUUGGGUUGCCUGUCACCUCUGAUAAAGCUAAUGCUACACAGCUGUCUACUGCAGCUGUUGUUGCAAAAGCUUCUACUGCUUCUCUUGGUAAAUUCCAAGAUAAGCUGCCAAAAGAAAAAGAAGCCAGGGGUAAAGGUGUUCAUGAACUGAUCCCAGGCAAAGUAAGGAAACGCAAUGCACCAAUACCAACACCACAGGUGGAAAGAGAAAAUAAUCUUAACCUCAUAGACAGGAUUCUGAACAAGAGACCUAAGAUUGAUAUGGAUAAAGCAGUAUCUAAACAUAUACAUAAAGAACAAGUACAAAGAUCAGAAGAAAAGAAAAGUAUGAAACCAAUUAAAGGAAAAGGCAAAGCUAAGGGUGGCAAUGUAACUAACUUCUCAGCUAAAAAGCCAAAAGCUGGCAAGGGCCAAAGGAAUCCAAACAAAAAGAAUCCAGGCAGGAAGAGGAGAUAGUUUUAGUUGAACCAUUUGGAUUUUAAGCUGACAAUGAAAACACAUUAACAUUUUCUUAUUGAUAUUAAUCAGCCAAUUGUAACAAACAAACAAACUCACUUUUCCAUAUAUUUUAAGAAGUAGUCACAUCUUGUAUAAAAAUUGUGUAUAUUGACUGUAGACAGUAUAUUUUAACACUAAAAUAUGAUCAAUAUUAUAUAUUUGGAUAUGUUAGUGUUUUUUCAAUGUUAACUUUUUUGUCAUAAUAUGUAUUCGAAAUAUAAUAAUUAUAGCAUU
Molecule: messenger RNA, 1607 nt
Organism: Vanessa atalanta (red admiral)
Lineage: Eukaryota; Metazoa; Arthropoda; Insecta; Lepidoptera; Nymphalidae
Product: ribosome biogenesis regulatory protein homolog
Exons: 5
Coding region: 270-1331 (353 amino acids)
Biological process (GO): ribosomal large subunit biogenesis; ribosome biogenesis; ribosomal large subunit export from nucleus
Cellular component (GO): preribosome, large subunit precursor; nucleolus; nucleus
Molecular function (GO): protein binding
Source: RefSeq, a predicted model, not a curated record